CCACGACAACUGAACUAGCUGUCGCGCUAAGUCCUCCGACAUAGAUCGGUUCUUAGACGAACUUGAACCCUUCGCUAAAAUCCCUGUUGUUGCAAUUUCCUCUGUCUUGCUUUCUUCUCGCUUACGUCGCCAGCAUACAGAACCCUCUCUGUUGGUCGAGGCGCAAAAUGAUCGGAUUGACUGACAACGGAGGUAGUGCAGGCUAUAACUCACCAUGUCCCCUUCCCUAUUGACAAGCACAUACCGUCUUCGUGGGUUGAAUUAACUGUCCCAUCGUGGUCCUUUCUUUUCCCACGCCGAUACUAAGGUUCCCAAGCACCAUGCGUGUCUCAAAAGCACUCUUUGCAGCGAUGCCUCUGCUCGCGACGGUCACAGGCUCGGCAAUACCAUCUCUGGAGACGCGCCAAACGGGAUGGCCAGCUUGUCAGCAGACGCUCAGCUGCACGUUCGACCAGAUCCAGUCUUCAACCAUGCAAGAACGCCUGACGUUCGUACAGUAUAUGGAGAGUCAAUGGUUUGGUCCCUUGAACUCUGCCGACCAAUUCCGCGCCAUUGAGGGGGUCAUCACCUUCUUCAUUAGCAAGAAUCUCGGCGCGCCCAAUAGCUGGAUCAGUUAUGUCGACACGGGCAUUGUCGAGGCAAUCCAACGCGGUGGCGCCAUGGCCCUGGGUCUCAGUACAGACACGGGCGGAAAUCCCGGCACUACAUUGUGGAGGGAUUUUUUCAUCGCAAUGCGAGAUGGCACGUUCGCAACACGACAGGACCAUGACUAUGCCUGGGGCGAGGCAGAGGCCACUGCCACUGAGUGGUCAAAAGCAGACAAGGCCGAUGUGCUGGCCUCAGCUCCCGCCACCCAGCAAGAAUUAAACUGGUACGAAUUCACGGUGCUGUUCCGAUGGAUUCUGCGACACGAGCCUGAGACCAUCCUGCUCCUGACGCCCAUUUUCCUGUUUGAGGCCGACAACUUCGUGUAUUGGCUCACAGAUGUGACGAGAUCCGAGCCCACCAUUUGCGGAUCGCAGGCAGCCUGGGCGAUAUCGGGGACGUUCAGCUUCACACUGGAUAGUAUCAUUGAGUUCCCCGAGAACGUCGUCGAUCUGUUGACCGCUAUUUAUGACUGUGGUAGUGACUUUUUUGAGAACUCUUGAGCGGCGCUUAUGCGCGCACUUGCCUCGCAUUGGAGGAGAAUGAAGGGAGAAGUGUUGAAGUCUCAAUUCCAUGCCUUUGUACAUUUACCGUUGAUACCAUAGCUAUGUAAUAAUUUCGCAUAAAAUCGCCG
This is a messenger RNA of Cladophialophora immunda, 1279 nucleotides long. RefSeq lists its product as uncharacterized. Lineage: Eukaryota; Fungi; Ascomycota; Eurotiomycetes; Chaetothyriales; Herpotrichiellaceae. The record is from RefSeq and is a predicted model, not a curated record. The transcript is spliced from 2 exons. Bases 321 to 1148 code for a protein of 275 amino acids.